Molecule: messenger RNA, 1890 nt
Organism: Fonsecaea erecta
Lineage: Eukaryota; Fungi; Ascomycota; Eurotiomycetes; Chaetothyriales; Herpotrichiellaceae
Exons: 2
Coding region: 1-1890 (629 amino acids)
Biological process (GO): tricarboxylic acid cycle
Cellular component (GO): mitochondrion; succinate-CoA ligase complex (ADP-forming)
Molecular function (GO): succinate-CoA ligase (GDP-forming) activity; succinate-CoA ligase (ADP-forming) activity
Source: RefSeq, a predicted model, not a curated record
AUGAAUGCGCAAGAAUCACUCGAUUUUGGUACAAACAUUGUUGGCGGUGUCAAGCCCGGAGUGGAGGGUGAGCAUCUGGGCUUACCAGUCCUUCCCAGUGUCAGGGCCGCCGUGGAGAAACUCAAGCCCGAUGCCAGUGCCAUCUACGUCCCCGGAAAUGGAACCGUCACGGCGAUGGAGGAAGCUAUCGAAAACGAAAUCCCCCUCAUUGUAGCGGUUGCCGAACACAUACCCGUGCACGACAUCUUGAGGAUACACCAAAUGCUUCGAACACAGUCAAAGACGAGAUUGGUGGGCGCAAACUGUCCCGGAAUCAUCAACGUCCACGGCCGCUGUCGCUUAGGAUUCCAGCCUCUUCCGUUCUUCAAGGAAGGCAACAUUGGCAUUAUCGCCAAAUCAGGCACGUUGAGCUAUGAAGCCGUCGCAUCUACGACACGAGCGGGAUUGGGACAGACAUACGCAAUCAGCAUGGGUGGCGAUGUGCUCGCGGGAACAACGUUCACUGAGGCCUUCCAGGUCUUGGUCGAAGAUGAGAAGACUGAGGGCAUCAUCAUGAUCGGGGAGAUCGGAGGAAGUGCUGAGUUGAGGGCCGCAGAAUGGAUCAAAGACUAUCAGCGGCGGACUGCCAAUCCCAAGCCCUUCAUGUCGGUUAUUGGAGGUGUCGAAGCUCCGCCUGGCCGGAUCAUGGGCCAUGCAGGAGCCUGGGCUGCUCCUGGAGAAGCCACCGCGGCGCAAAAAAUCAAAAUCCUGGAAGAUGUCGGAGUAAAAGUCGUUGACCAUCCAGAGAAACUGGGGGAGGGCAUGAAGAAGUUGCUUGCCGAGCGAUCCAGAUCAGGGUCAAACGGCAGGAUAGGGUCCUCGAGUGCAUCGCAGAAAAGAGGCUACCAUACAAUGCGAAGGCGGCCGAGAUUGGUUGACGCAAAGGGCACUUCCCAGCAACGGCGUAACUUGUAUAUCAAACCUUCCCAAGCCUUUGACAUGUUGAAGCAGAGGGGGAUACCAACCGUCGACAAUCCCACGGGGCUCCAGGAGAAGUUCCUUGCCAUCUCCAUUGAUCGGGAAGCACGGCAACCCUGCAUUAUCGCAUCACCCACCACAGAUCCUUCACAAGCGUUCCAGAAGUCCAAAAAGUUUCCCUUUGCGUACGGAACGAAUGAAGCGACUUCAGAAACAAUGCUUGAGACAGUGUCGGCACAUUUGGGCGUUUCCGGAAAGGGCCAGCAUUCCCUGGGAAGACUUAUUGCCGAGCUAGUCGACCUCUUCAUGUCCAAAGAAGCUUUUGUACUACAGACGAAAAUCGUGAUUGACAAUGAAGGAGGGCUCCAAGUACAAGGUGCCAAGUUUGGGUUUGACGACGCGGCUUUCAGGAGUUCAGGGCGACAGGCAGACGUCCAUGCCCUGCGGGACAUUCAAAGCGAGGUGCGUGAAGAAGUCGAGGCUGAGAAAGAGGGCAUGAUAUACGUGAAGUUAGCUGGAGAGGGCACCCUUGGAACGAUUGUCAAUGGCGCGGGGCUCGCUAUGAACACCGUCGAUGCAUUGGUGGCACGAGGUGGACAUCCAGCAAACUUUAUGGACACGGGCGGGAAAGCCACUUCCGACACCAUCAAGGCGGGUUUCAGGAUCGUGACCUCGGAUCCUCGAGUCAAGUGCAUAUUCGUGAACAUCUUUGGUGGCCUGACUCUGGGCGACAUGAUUGCCCGGGGUAUCCUGCUGGCAUUCAAGGACUUGGAUCUUCAGGUCCCUGUGGUCGUCCGCAUUCGAGGAACGAGGGAGGCUGAGGGGCAGAAGGUCAUCCGGGAGAGUGGUCUCAAGCUCGAUGCAUUUGAUUCUUUCGAAGAAGCAGCAGCUCGCGCAAUUGCAUUGGCAAACGGAACAGCGAAGAUGAAAUAA